CUGACAGAUUUUUUCAGGUCAGAAGCUUCCCUGCAGAGAAAAAGCAAGAUGUUUGCAGUUGUCCUCUUCUUCGUUGCCAUCUCGAUGGCGGCUGUUCCUCUGAAAGCAGCUGACAGUGAAAACCUAAUUGAGGAGAAGACGGACGUCACGACUGUCAUCUCCAAAGCAAACGCUGGAAUAAAAACUCCACUGAUCCAUGGUGACAUUGCUCCAAGCAAAUCGAGGAACGCAGUUCCAUGCACAGCCACCGGCUGCAAAUGGCCCAAAACUGGAAGCUAUGUCUACGUUCCCGUCCAGAUCUCCCCCUCAUUCACCCCAGCAGAGCAAGACAUCAUCAUUCGAGGCCUGGUGAGCUUCUACACCUCCACCUGCAUUCGCUUUGUCUGGAGGAACGUAAACCAUCGGGACUUCCUUAACUUCUACUCCGGAAGCGGGUGCUGGUCCUACCUGGGCCGUCAGGGCGGACCACAGGACGUGUCUCUGAUGAAAAAUGGCUGCCUGUACCACUCCACAGUGCAGCAUGAGGUCAGCCACGCUCUGGGCUUCCACCACGAACAGGUCCGCUCUGACAGAGACUCCUACGUCCGGGUCCUCCCCCAGAACAUCAUCCCAGGGAAUGAACACAACUUUGUGAAAAUACAGACUAACAACCUGGGCACUCCCUACGACUUCAACUCCGUUAUGCAUUACAACAAGUUUGCCUUCUCCAAAAACGGCCAACCGACUCUCCUUUCCAAAGCUAAUCCUUCCCUCGACUUUGGAAGGGCCACGUCGAUGAGCGCCAACGACAUCGCCCGCAUCAACAAGCUCUACGGAUGCUAGUAAAGGAGAAACUUCAGCUCGCCAGCGUUACCCGGCUCUGACCUGCUCCUCUCACAAAAUCUCAUCUCAAAGCAGCAGAAACUCUUUUUCUGCUGUUUCAUUGACUAUAUAUCUAUAUAACUACAUAACUGCUGAAGACAGUUGUCUCUAACAGAAAGAAGCAGAUUUUUGGAUCAAAUUUAAAGAAAUAUACUGCAGGUUCUCCUGCUGGACGAGUGUGGUAUUACAUCUCCAUCUAACGUCAGAAUACAUAUUGGUGUUUAUCGGUGAAGGAUUUCUUAACAAAAAAGUUUUUCUUUUGGGUUUGGGUUGGCUUUCUUUUUUUGCAUCUACUAUAAAAAAUGGAAAGGAAUGUUUCAAUUGAAGAUAAAUCUAAGGGGAAUUUUGGUUAAGUAAAUUAUGAUGUGUCAUAAAAGCUGUGGAAGAUGGAAAG
Molecule: messenger RNA, 1255 nt
Organism: Poecilia reticulata (guppy)
Lineage: Eukaryota; Metazoa; Chordata; Actinopteri; Cyprinodontiformes; Poeciliidae
Source: RefSeq, a predicted model, not a curated record